Messenger RNA from Syngnathus acus (greater pipefish), 3703 nucleotides. RefSeq names its product acid-sensing (proton-gated) ion channel family member 4a (gene asic4a). Gene Ontology annotation, cellular component: membrane. The transcript is spliced from 10 exons. Gene Ontology annotation, biological process: sodium ion transmembrane transport. The record is from RefSeq and is a predicted model, not a curated record. Gene Ontology annotation, molecular function: ligand-gated sodium channel activity. Lineage: Eukaryota; Metazoa; Chordata; Actinopteri; Syngnathiformes; Syngnathidae. The coding region runs from base 264 to 1892 and encodes 542 amino acids.
GCAGCAGGAGCAGCAGGAGCAGCAGCGCUCUGGUCACAAGGAGCUGUGGUAGAGGCAGCAGCAGCAGCACUAUCAGUCACAGCGCAGGAAGCAUCGGCAGCAGCAGCAGCAGCAGCAGCAGCAAACUCUUCUCCGAUUCUCUCUUCUUCCCGGAGUUCUUUCUUGCUCGGAGUACCAACGCCAAGGAAGUCCGAGGAGGUGACAGCUGCUGUUUUUUAAAAAAAGAGAAAGAAAAAAAAACAAUCGCAGACCUGGCUGCCCCCAUGCCUAUCGAAUUUGUUUGCAAAAUCAAGUUUGCAGAGGAGGAUGAGAAGCAGAAAAGCAAGCAGGAUGGGGACAAGGAGAGUCUGAUCGAGGAGAGCUGCGCACCUCCGGCCAAGGACUUGGCCGGGUUUGCAAACUCCUGCUCCCUACACGGGAUUAAUCACAUCUUUGUCUCUGGACGGCUGGGUAUCCGGCAGACUCUGUGGGCUCUUGCUUUCCUCACUUCACUGGCACUCUUUGUUUACCAGGCAGCAAAAUGUGCCAUCUCCUACCUGGAGCAUCCUCACGUCACAGCCCUGAACGAAGAAGCCAGUCCGGAGAUGGUUUUCCCCGCCGUGACCAUCUGCAACAUCAACCGCUUUCGCUUCUCCGCACUCACCGAUGCCGAUAUCUACCACCUGGCUAAUCUGACGGGACUGCCCCCCAAAAACAGGGACGGGCACAAACCCACCGAUUUGAUGUACCCUGCUCCAGACAUGCAGGACAUAUUCAACAGGACGGGACACCAGCUGGACGAGAUGCUCAUGAGCUGCAACUUCAGCGGGCAGAACUGCUCAGCUGAGGACUUCACUGUGGUUUACACCAGAUAUGGGAAAUGCUACACCUUUAAUGGGAACAAGACCACAUCUAGGAAAACCAAGCAAGGUGGAAUGGGAAAUGGGCUGGAGAUCAUGUUGGAUAUCCAGCAGGAUGAAUAUCUGCCGAUAUGGAGAGAGACGAACGAGACGUCUCUGGAGGCCGGAAUCCGAGUUCAAAUCCACAGUCAGGACGAGCCUCCUUACAUUCACCAGCUGGGCUUUGGCGUCUCUCCAGGCUUCCAGACCUUUGUUUCAUGUCAGGAGCAAAGGCUGACAUACCUGCCCCAGCCUUGGGGGAACUGCCGCUCCAGCAGCAAAGAGAAGUUCCCCGGAUAUGACACGUACAGCAUCAGCGCCUGUCGCCUGCUCUGUGAGACCAACGAGGUUGUGCGAGUGUGCAACUGCAGGAUGGUGCACAUGCCAGGAACCGCUGAUAUCUGUCCUCCGAAUAAAAUCAACUGUGUUGACAAAGCACUUGCCCAGCUCCAGAAGACCAGCGGGGACACCUGUCCAUGCGAGACGCCUUGUAAUCUCACCCGUUACGGCAAAGAGCUCUCCAUGGUCAAAAUCCCAAGCAAGGGUUCAGCUCGGUAUCUCUCCAGGAAAUACGACAAGUCCGAAGACUACAUCCGAGACAAUUUUCUGGUAUUGGACAUCUUCUUUGAGGCGCUCAACUUUGAAACAAUAGAGCAAAAGAAGGCCUAUGACGUUGCGGGUUUAUUAGGUGACAUUGGUGGCCAGAUGGGUCUUUUCAUUGGAGCCAGCAUCCUGACUAUCUUAGAAAUACUGGAUUAUAUCUAUGAGGUCUUCAAGCAGCGGCUACAACGUGCACUGAGGCCACAAAAAGAGGAAAAGAAAAGCAAGCCGCAACCGCAGCCUGCUACUGUUGCAACAGUGGGCCUGGAAGAGAUGAAAACAGAGGAGCCCAACGCCGUGACGCGGAAUCACCCAGAAGGGGCGUACGCCAACACGAUGCUACCCAAUCAUCACCACCAUCCUCACCAUCAUCACAGCGGACAUCACGGACCAUUUGAGGACUUCACGUGCUAGAUCCAACCAUUCUUUCCGUAAUUUUCUUUGCAUUGACAACCGCAGGGAGAAAAAAGCAGUGUUUGUUGGAGGAGAGACCUUCUGCAUUAAAGCGCCAGUUCUUUGCUGCCAUCAGUGAAAAGCUCCAGCCAAAGUCCAACACCAAACUUGUGAUGCUAACAAAGCACUUGUAUGUACCGUAAGUAGGCACAAAAUGGACACUGCGUUUUGUUUGCUUGUUUUGUUUUAUCAGGAUGGGUGGAACCCCUUUAACUUUGUCUUGCUUCAAGUGAGAAGUCAGGCACUUUAUGUUGACGGUGCGUGUUUCCUUUCCCGGAGGGAAACGAGCGACGACUGCAUGACCACUUGAUGCCGUUUAUGUACUCCCCAAAAAGGACAGUAUGAUUUUUUUUAUUUGUUUGUGUUAAAGCCAUCUUGAUGUUUUUUGUUUUUUCCCUUAAGCUAUUCCCCUUUCAUGGAGUACACACUGUAGCCUAUUGCUGCAUCAAGUCAUUGAAACAUUGUGAAAUAUCUAAUCAUUUAAAGAGAUACUAUAUGUUCUAUAUUGUAUACAAGAUGAACUCUAAAGUAAACAAAGCUCUUUUGUGUUAAAGUAAUUCAAAGAGGUUAUCAAAGUGGAACUGAUUUUUUUUCUUUAAGAUUGAAGUGGCAUCUUUCCACAUCAUUACACAUAGUUUAUUUGUGGCAAAGGUGUUAGCGAGUAGCAUUGUACAUUGUAACAUUAACAUUGUAAAAAAAAAAAAAAAAAAACCCCGAGAGAUUCUGUUUUAAUGGUUGUUGUUUAUAAUGCAUUACUAUAUAACUUAAGUAAUUCUUUUGUUAUUUAUACAUUUUAGAGAAAUAAUUUUCUAUGCGAUCAUGAUUGUAGCAAUUGCUGUACACUGAAAAUCUACUGAUGAAGAAAAAUAUCAAUACAUUUGUACAGGUAAGAACAAUGACUAUGGAUUGUGGACAUUAUUUCCCCUCUACGUUUUGUUUUCUACACGCACAUGUAUAGUGGAACCUCAAAAGUGGAAGAGCCCCCUGAAGUUGUAAGAUUGGGGAUUCAAACGACCAAAGUCAAACAAAACAGCAGUGACCAUCAAACUGGAAAUGGAACUGAUUGUAACAGAAGACGGAGCAUCGCUGGCAGACAGAAUGUACGUAAAAAUCGGUCGGUUCCGUUUUUAUGUGAAGAGACUCGCCUCUCAAGCACAAGCAGAAAUGUUCUUUUUAUAUUUGCAACACAAAAGUAAAAUUUCGCUGCAUCAGUGUUGUCAACAUUAAAAAAAACAUUUAUCAUCAAAUUAUUGGUUUGGUAUUUACCAUUGUUCAUAUUAGGCUUCUUCUUAUACUGGUGCGGCAUUGGAAUCUUAAAAAAUGACUGAAACCUGAAUUAUGUUCAACCUUUAGAGGUUCCACUUUACAUUCUUACCUGACCUAUUUAAGAAAAGUCCAGAAAAUUUCAAGGAAUGAACUGAGGGUGUAUGUGUGUACAUCUUUAAUGAGCACAUUUUACAUGAUUGAGAAAAAGAUGAUUGAGGAUCACCUUUUUUUUUUUUUUGAAGCAGCAGUAACGGUAAGUUUUUUUGGGGGAUCUGAUCAAUGUUGAUGUGGAGCGCCAAUGACAAUCAUUGUGACCUUCAGAGAGAGUUCUGCAUUGCUUUGUAUCAGAAUUUAACCAAUUUGAGUACUGGAAGCUUGUAAUAAAUGUUUCUGUAAUCUAAUUUAAUUACAGUAAUUUGAAGACUGCACACUUAAGAUCAUUUCUGUAUUAAAAUUUAUUUAAGCUAAUUUGAGUACAGCACAUAAAUAAAUAUGUUACUAAUUUU